AUGAAUAUCGAGGAUGAGACGGUGGUGGUUGAAAAUGUGACAGAUGUGCAUCAGGAUGUGGUCGAGGAGAUCCGGCCUAUUGAUCUGGAUAUUUCAGAUGAGAUUCUGGCCAAAAACGGCAUUGAAAAAAUAACCAAGGCAAAAGUGGUCGUUGAAUCACUGUUGCUGAACAAUUACAUCUAUAUCCACUCUGACGACAGGAGACUGAUGUGUGCUAAGAGAACUAUGCGUGGAUUCAACAUCUACGACCUAAGAACCAACGAGAUCAUAUGCAAACUAUCCGCCAACAUCUUUGGUACGAAAUAUUCAGUUACGAAACUAAAGGCAAAAACAAGUGAAAACAUGCAAGAGAUUACGAAUAGAGACGGAAUGUACAGGUCAAAGAACAACUCAAGUUCGAUGUUGAUUAACAACCCGAAUCUACUGAAUACGCUUCCAGCACUAUCAGUCUCAUACGACGUGAAGUUUCUAAAGCGAGAAACUCCCAGGUCAUUUAAGAUUAAAAUGGGCCAGCUUGGUCUCCAGAACAAGCAGCCAAUUUACAAUCCAGAAACAAACGCAUACAGUUUAAAUUUCAGUGGUCGAGUUACGGUAGCAUCAGUGAAGAAUUUCCAGAUUGUUCAUCCACUGGAACUCACCUUUAUUACGCUUACAUUUGGUAAAGAAGGAAAUGAAUCGUAUAUACUUGAUUUCACACACCCGUGGAAUGCAUUACAUGCAUUUUGCGUGGCUUUGACUGCAUUGGACCACAAAUUGGGAUUUGAAUGA
Messenger RNA from Enterospora canceri, 768 nucleotides. Lineage: Eukaryota; Fungi; Microsporidia; Enterocytozoonidae. The record is from the annotation of a GenBank genome assembly.